AUGCAGGACGCCUGGACUGCUCGCAAAGCUGAGGAGAUCCAAGGUUACGCGGACCGCAACGAAUGGAAGAACUUCUUCUCCGCGAUCAAAGCUGUCUACGGUCCGCCGACGAAGGGCACUGCUCCUCUCCUCAGCGCCGACGGCAACACUCUCCUGACUGAGAAGACGCAAAUCCUGCAGCGAUGGGCCGAGCAUUUCCGAGGCGUCCUCAACCGCCCUUCCGUCAUCUCCGACGCCGCCAUCGAGCGUUUGCCGCAAGUGGAGACCAACGUAGACCUCGACCUCCCGCCAUCUCUCCAGGAGACCAUCAGGGCCGUGCAGCAGCUCUCCAGCGGGAAAGCACCCGGAUCGGACGCAAUCCCUGCUGAGGUCUACAAGCACGGAGGUCCCCAACUCAUGGAUCACCUGACUGCGCUCUUCCAAGAGAUGUGGCGUCAAGGUGAAGUCCCGCAAGAUUUCAUAGACGCAACCAUCGUGCAUCUCUACAAGCGCAAGGGGAAUCGCCAAGUCUGCGACAAUAACCGCGCCAUCUCCCUGCUGAACAUCGCCGGGAAGAUCUUCGCACGACUCCUCCUCAACCGCCUCAAUAACCAUCUGGAACAGGGCCUUCUGCCGGAAAGCCAAUGCGGCUUCCGUCGUCAUCGUGGGACCACGGAUAUGAUCUUCGCCGACCGUCAACUUCAGGAGAAGUGA
Molecule: messenger RNA, 693 nt
Organism: Spirometra erinaceieuropaei
Lineage: Eukaryota; Metazoa; Platyhelminthes; Cestoda; Diphyllobothriidea; Diphyllobothriidae
Source: the annotation of a GenBank genome assembly